Messenger RNA from Oryzias melastigma (Indian medaka), 1645 nucleotides. RefSeq names its product nucleolar and spindle associated protein 1 (gene nusap1). Gene Ontology annotation, biological process: establishment of mitotic spindle localization; mitotic cytokinesis; mitotic chromosome condensation. The record is from RefSeq and is a predicted model, not a curated record. Gene Ontology annotation, molecular function: microtubule binding. The coding region runs from base 137 to 1387 and encodes 416 amino acids. The transcript has 11 exons. Gene Ontology annotation, cellular component: microtubule; mitotic spindle; nucleolus. Lineage: Eukaryota; Metazoa; Chordata; Actinopteri; Beloniformes; Adrianichthyidae.
GCAGCCAAUCAAAGCCCUGCUCACGUCUGAUUUCAAAUCUGGGUUUAACCGUCAGCCGCGGGCGCCUCGCGCAGAAUAAAAUCUGAGUGUGGAUACAGAAAACGGGAAUUUUUCUGUGGAUUUACUCCUCGUCAGGAUGGAUUUGGACUCCAUGAAAUACGCGGACCUGCAAAGCCUUGCUAAGCAGCUCGGCCUGAAGGCAAACGUGAAGGCAAACAAACUCCUGAAAGCGAUAAAGCAGCAUUAUAAAGAGCAGGAGGAGGCGGGGGGGCAGGAUCGUGUAAAAGAAGAAGAAAAUACUGCUCAGGAUUCCGUCGCAGAAACCUCCAGCCCGCGCGUGUUUGUCAACGCGCGCCGGGGGAGAGGACACGGGGGUGCGGGGAAGGCUGCGGCGGUGACCCCGAAGGCUGCUCAGGCUGAUGCUGAAUCCUGCAGCUCAUCAUCUAAGACCAGGAGAGCCGCAAAGAGGAGAAUGUUACCUGAGCUGAAGUUACCUGAACCUCAGGAGGAGCUGCAGCCUGACACCUGUGUGGAAGCACCUGCACGUGUGGAGACAGAACCAAAACCCAAAGUGACUAAAGCUGGAAAAAUCCCUCGUUACCGUGGAAACCAGCAGAAGACUGCCAUAAAGCCCGUCACUCCAAAUUUCAAAAAGCUCCAUGAGGCUCACUUUAAUAAGAUGGAGUCCAUCGUCACCUACGUGGAGCGAAAGAAGAGGACGAUUGACGCCUUCAAGAAUCCUGUCAAAGAGCUGAAGCAGAGCUCAGACGGCGCCCGGGCCAGCAUGUUCAGCCCCGCUCCAGGGAACAAGGCGGCUGAGGAAAAGCGCAGACACACUUUGCUCUCAGCCAGCAAAGCUCCGCCCAGCAGAGCCGCAGGGCGAGACGCUCCGUUCAGGCCGUCCGUGCUGUCCACCCGCAGGAUCAACGUCCGGUUUUCAGAGGCUACUCGGGACAACGAGUUCAAAGGCUCUCUGCUGAAGACGCCGGCGCGCAUGUCGCCCUGCCUGGUCUCCUCCACGCCGCAGACCGGCGCGGCGGCGCCCCACGCUCGCAGGCCUUCCACGUUCUCUGCUCAGAAAACUCCAGGGACUUUUGUUUUUAACGGAAACACGUCGGUGACGCCCGGAACGCAGAAGAAGCCGACCUUCGACCUGAAAGCGAGUCUGGCGCGGCCGCUGACGUACAAGCCUCACUCAGGGAAGCUGAAGCCGUUCGGGGAUGUCAAAGAAAACGCAGCGGCUAACAAAUCCCUGAACUCCCAUCAGGAAUGUUACAAACAGCACCGAGUCCAGACCAGGGAGGACCGCCGGACGAAGCAGGUCCAGGACCGGAAGCAGAAGAAGGAGAGCAUGCUGGGAGCUCGGAGGGGCCUCGUCAUGAUGUAGAGACCGCCUCCCGCUGUCGCUCUACUGUAAAUAUUUCUGCAGCUUCUCAGUUCUUUAGUAGACGAGCUUUCACUUCGUUCUUCAAGAUGAUUUCAGUUAUUUAACGGCUUUGCUGCUUUUAAUGUUUGAUAUUAACCUUAAAGAAAAACUGUAAAACAUAAAAUACACUUCAGACAAAAAAGUCUCGUGCGACUUUUGGUGCUGUUUUUUUGUUUUUAUUGUUCCAGUUUGUUUUAUAAUAAAAAGACAAACUUUCUA